Messenger RNA from Bathycoccus prasinos, 975 nucleotides. Its product is annotated as eukaryotic translation initiation factor 2 alpha subunit. The record is from RefSeq and is a predicted model, not a curated record. Gene Ontology annotation, cellular component: multi-eIF complex; eukaryotic translation initiation factor 2 complex; eukaryotic translation initiation factor 2B complex. The coding region runs from base 1 to 975 and encodes 324 amino acids. The transcript is spliced from 4 exons. NCBI's taxonomy places the organism in Eukaryota, Viridiplantae, Chlorophyta, Mamiellophyceae, Mamiellales, Bathycoccaceae. Gene Ontology annotation, molecular function: ribosome binding; translation initiation factor activity; RNA binding.
AUGUACGUGAAUGAGUUCCCAGAGGUGAAACGUGUUGCAGAAAUGGGCGCUUAUGUGCAACUUCUUGAGUACAACAACAUUGAAGGAAUGAUACUACUCUCGGAGCUUACACGACGCAGAAUAAGGUCGGUGACUAAACUUAUAAAGGCAAUGACAUAUUUGUAUAUUUUGGUUGUUGCGCUCAUAACUCUUUUCUCAAAACAGGUAGGGAGGAUUGAGCCUGUCAUGGUACUCAGAGUAGAUAAAGAGAAAGGAUACAUUGACUUAUCGAAAAGACGUGUAUCCCCUGAGGAUAUUCAAGCUUGUGAAGACAGGUACAGUAAAAGCAAAAUGGUGCAUUCGAUUAUGCGGCAUGUCUCUGAAACUACGUGCACUGAUUUACAUAGUUUAUAUGUUAGUCUUGGUUGGCCUCUCUAUGUAAAGCACGGGCAUGCUUUCAACGCGUUCAAAAUAAUGGUUACUGAUCACAACUUGAUUUUUUCGGAUUCUUCUCUUAAUAAUGAAGUUAUAAAUGAGUCUGUCAAACACGCAUUAAUAAAAGAUAUAUGUCGUCGAAUGACUCCACAACCAUUGAAAAUUCGAGCAGAUAUGGAACUUACUUGCUUUAGUAGUGAUGGUAUUGAGUGUAUUAAGGAUGCCAUGCGAGCUGCGGAGAGCAGUUCGACCAAAGAGUGCAAAGUGAAAGUCUCAUUAAUUGCCUCGCCCCUCUAUGUGGUCACAACCCAGACACUCGAUAAGGAAUCUGGAAUGGCCACUAUUGAGGCAGCAAUCCACGAAGCUACGGUACGACAACAUAUUUGCAAACGCCAAUUUUUCAUGAUUCUGUUCCAGGUUCGUAUCAACACGAGGAAGGGGAAGUUGGUUUUGAAGGAGCCACCACGCGUUGUGAGUGAAAGGGAUGACAGAUUACUUGCAGAAUCUAUGAACGAAAUCAACAAAGAUUCGAGCGAAUCUGAAGACUUGAGUGACGAUUAA